This is a messenger RNA of Besnoitia besnoiti, 3642 nucleotides long. RefSeq names its product Proteasome/cyclosome repeat-containing protein. Gene Ontology annotation, molecular function: enzyme regulator activity. NCBI's taxonomy places the organism in Eukaryota, Apicomplexa, Conoidasida, Eucoccidiorida, Sarcocystidae. The record is from RefSeq and is a predicted model, not a curated record. The transcript is spliced from 21 exons. Gene Ontology annotation, cellular component: proteasome regulatory particle, base subcomplex; nucleus; proteasome complex. Gene Ontology annotation, biological process: regulation of protein catabolic process; proteasome-mediated ubiquitin-dependent protein catabolic process. Bases 1 to 3642 code for a protein of 1213 amino acids.
AUGUCCGCCGGCGCUGCAGUGGCCUCGCAGCCGCUGCCUUUGUCCUCUUCGGGCGGCAAGAAGGCGAACGCGCGGCCGGUCUCCUCGCCGUCUCUCGCCUUCUCUUCAGCCUCUUCGGCGGCAGGCGUCCUCGCGCUGCUCCACGAGCGCGAGCCCGCCUUGCAGGCUGCGGCGCUUCACCGCCUGCUUGAAAUGAUUGACUUGUGGUGGACGGAGAUCGCAGACUACCUCGCCGACAUCGAAGCUCUCUACGAAGAUGAGACCUUUCCAGAGCGGCAGCUUGCGGGCUUCGUGGCCAGCCGCGUGUAUUUCCACUUGGAGGAGUACGGCGAGGCAACGAAGUUCGCCCUCGGAUCGGGGAAGUGGUUCGAUAUCACCAAAGAGUCUCUCUACGUCCAGCGCAUCUUGAGCGAGUGCGUAGAUACCUUCAUUCAAACCGGCCUGCAAGAAUUCGGCCGCCAGCAGCUCGCGGCAGGGCGCCAGGUGUCAAUCCAGCUCUCGGAGGAAGUCAACAUGGACGAUGGCCAAGCAGGCUCGGCGGCGCUGAACGAGGCAAUUGAGGACGUUGUGAAGCGCCUGUUGCAAGUCUGCGUGGAGCAGAGGGGCGACGGAGCGCUUUACGCCUUGGGGGUGGCCUUCGACGCGCGGCGGCUGGAUCUCGUCCGCGCAGUCUUCAACGCGCAGCGAGCUCUCGCGCUCCCGCCCACAAAUCCCAACUCGAAGUUCCAGCUGAUGCUUCACUGCCUGGAUCACCUCCAGACGCUCAUUUCCUCCAAGUGUUUCCGGUCGCAGGUAGUCUCGCUGCUGACUGCGGAGUUCGAGGCACUGCUGCCGGUCUACGACUCAGUGGGCGGCGCGGCGGACGCGGAGAACGCGCUGAGUCGUGAGCAGCGCGCGGAGAUCUGCGGCCUUCUCUACUCCGCACUGUGCCGCUGCCUGGUGCAGCAAGACGACAGCGGCCGCAUCGCAGAGCUCCUCGCGCAGCUGCUUUCCCCUGAGACCGAGGAGACGAACCGCGCCGAUGAGGGCCUCCUCACGGCUUGCCAGAUCGCUUUCGACAUUUUGCAAAUGGAGCGCCAGUCCUUCCAGCAGGCCCUCCUCGACCAUCCGCUGAUGCGCGCGCCGCAGGCCGCAGACGCCUCGGCGCCCAGCGCGGCGGACUCUGUUUCUUCCGCUGUGGCCUCUGGGGAGGCGGGCGCAGCUGCCACAGUGAACGGCGAGGCAUCCGCGACCGAGCCGAAGGAAGCCAAGGAGAAGGAAGAAGAGUCUGAGGAGGAGAGGAAGAAGAAGCUCCUGAGAUACAUUCUGAGUGGAGAGGCACAGAAUGCGUUUAUCCAGCAGUUUUUGCAGCGCGAGAAUCAUGCGGAUCUCAUGCUCCUUGAUCUCUACAAACGCUCAAUCGACUCUCGGUCUUCGCUGCUCCACCAUGGCGUCGUACUCAGCCACAUGCUCAUGCAAGCAGGGACUUCUUGCGACGUGUUUCUGCGCUGCAACCUCGACUGGAUGGCGCGCGCGAGCAACUGGGCGCGGUUUUCUGCCACGGCCUCUCUCGGUGUCGUGCACAAGGGGCACGUGCGCGACAGCAUGAAGCUCCUACGGACGUACCUGCCCACCGCCUCGUCGUCGAGUGCGUCCUCUUCGCCCUACAGCGAGGGCGGCGCGUUCUACGCGCUUGGGCUGAUCAGCGCCAAUCAGCCCUCGGCCUCUGUGCGCGAGUACCUCCUUCAGCAGCUGCAGGCAGCCGGCACCGCUAGCGAGCCGAAGCAGCAAGGCUGCUGCCUCGGCUUGGGUCUCCUCUGCAUGGGCUUCGCAGACGACACCGAGGUCUACGAGGCACUGAAGCAGGUGCUUUUCCUCGACAGCGCCGUGGCGGGCGAGGCCGCGGCGCUCGCCGUCGGGCUCUUGUUGCUGGGCAGCGCGAACGCAGCCGCAGUCAGCGAGCUGCUCGCCUACGCACAGGACACGCAGCACGAAAAAAUCCGCCGGGCGUGCGGAGUCGCGAUCGCGCUCCUCGUCUUCAAGAAAGAAGAAGAGGCGGACGCUCUGAUUGAUCAACUCUGCAAGGAGUGCGAUCCUCUCAUUCGCUACGGAGGCAUGUUCACGAUUGCCAUGGCCUACUGCGCCACAGCGAACAGCAGCGCCAUCCGCCGCCUUCUUCACGUGUCAGUCUCAGACGUCAGCGACGACGUGCGACGAGCUGCCGUCAUCGCCCUCGGUUUCGUCCUCUGUGGAGACAAGCAGCAGCUGCCGCCGAUUCUGAAGAUUUUGAGCGCGUCCUUCAACCCGCACGUCCGCUACGGCGCGGCACUCGCCCUGGGGCUAGCCUGCUCAGGCACCGGUCAGAAGGACGUCGUCGAUCUCCUCCUUCCUCUCGCCAACGACUCCACCGACUUCGUUCGACAAGGAGCGUUCAUCGGCCUCGGGCUGGUCCUUCAGCAGGUGACUGAGGCCGCAUGCAGCGAGGCGGCCUCUGUGCGGCAGCUCUUCCAGCGGGUGAUUGCGGACAAACACGAAGACGUCAUCGCGCGCUUCGGCGCGCUCCUCGGAUCGGGGCUUAUCGACGCAGGCGGUCGCAACGUGGUCGCCUCGAUGUUUUCGGCGAGCGGCGUUCUGCGGCAGGAGGCUGCGGUUGGUUUCUGUCUGGCCUUCCAGCUGUGGUACUGGUAUCCGCUGAUACACACGAUAUCUCUCUCGUUCUCAUCCUGUGCGCUCAUCGGCCUCACCGUCUCCCCGGCGCCGAGUCUGAAGAAGGACGUGAAGGCAAAGGACGCCAGCGAGAGAGCUGAAGAAGACAAUAAGGGGGGAGAGAAGAAAGAAACAGAGGGAGAGAAGAAGGAGGAGGGAGAGAAAGAGGAGAAGAAAGAGAAAGAAGAGGAGAAGGACGAGAAGGCGGGUGCGGAGAGCGGCUCGGCGUUGGUGAAGCGAGAGACGGAGGAGCAGGAGGCGUCGGAGAAGAGCGAGGUCAGCCGCGCAGGACUCAGCAAGCUGCGCAUGCCGGCUGGCUGGACGGUGACCUGCGCGGGAGGCAAGCAGUCGCAGUUCGCCUACUGGCCGUCACUGGCGAGCUUGGAGAAGAAGGAAGGCCGAAAACAAACCGUCAAGGCGAUUCUCAGCACAACUGCCAAGCGGAACAGAAAACUCCAGGAGCAGAAAAAGAAGGAAAACGAAGAGAAAAAGAAACAGGACGGCAAAGCCGACGAGAACGUGAAGACGGAAGACGCGAUGGACGUUGAGGAGGAGGCUGCGAAGGAAGCGAAGACCGACGCGGAAGCGCCUAAGAAACCGGAAGACGGAGGUGCCAUGGACUUCGACUUUGACGAGAAGGGAGACGUCGGGAAGAGCAAGGAGAAGCCUAAGAAGGCAGAGGGAGACGAAGCGAGCAAGGAGGUUCCGAAGGAGGUCGAGUUGAAGAAUCCGUGCCGCGUGCUGCCCCAGCAGCAGCCGUUCAUCCAUCUGCAGCCGCACUCGCGCUACCAACCGAUCUUCCCCGGAAGAAAGGCAGGCUUUGUUCUCCUCCGCGACACAAAGCCUACGGAGCCCGAUGAGUUCUUGGAGCCGAAGGGCGAGACGCCGGCGGAGGAGCAGCAGCCGGCAGAGGAAAAGGAGCCGGAGGCGUUCACGCCGUUUGAGUGGUCGGGCUGA